CCAAACAGCUGCCUUCAGGUGUUUACUUCAGGAACUUCACAGCGAUUUUGCGGCUUCAAGUCACAGCGAAGAUGAGGCUGUUCCGUUGGAGGGUCCUCCCUCCCCCUGCCCGGACACUGUCCUCCGUGCCCGCGGGCGUGCAGAGCUUCGUCCCGGCCUGCCGCACGGCGGACUCCCGCUCCGUGGAGCUCCUGCAGGACUUCGUGAGCCGGGCCAGCCGCCUGUUCGUCAUCACCGGGGCCGGCCUCUCCACCGAGUCCGGAAUCCCCGACUACCGCUCGGAGGGCGUCGGGCUGUACGCGCGCACCGACCGGCGGCCCAUGCAGCACGCGGAGUUCGUCCGCAGCGCCAAGUCCCGACAGCGCUACUGGGCGAGGAACUUCGUGGGGUGGUCGCAGUUUUCCUCCCACCAGCCGAACUGCGCGCACACCGCCCUGCAGCGGUGGGAGGCCGGGGGGAAGCUGCACUGGCUGGUGACCCAGAACGUGGACGCUCUGCACUCCAAGGCGGGACAGAGGAGGCUGACGGAGCUGCACGGCUGCGCCCACAGGGUGAUGUGUCUGGGCUGUGGCGCCGUCACGGCGAGGGAGGAGCUGCAGAGGCGAUUCAUGGCGUUGAACCCGGACUGGAGCGUGGAGGCCGCGGGGGUGGCUCCGGACGGUGACGUCUUCAUAGAGGACGAGCAGGUCCUCCAUUUCCGAGUCCCCUCCUGCGAGAACUGCGGAGGGAUUCUAAAGCCUGAGGUCACGUUUUUCGGGGACACGGUGAAUAAAGGAACUGUUCAGUUUGUGCAUGAGAGGCUGGCUGAGUCGGAUGCUGUGCUGGUGGUGGGAUCAUCGUUGCAGGUUUACUCCGGAUACAGGUUUUUACUGGCAGCGAAUGACAGGAGGACGCCAGUCGCCAUCUUGAACAUUGGCCCCACUCGAGCAGACCACCUGGCCGAGCUGAGAGUGAGCGGCCGCUGCGGUGAAGUCCUGUCCGUCAUCCAGCUCCCCUGACAGUCGGGGGGUAGGAAAGUUCAGUCAGAGCGUGUGAUGCAGGUCACUUUACUGCCAAAGCUACCUCAGAUGUCUCAUAGAAACACAGGUCUACCCUUCACCCACAGUCAGCUGGGAUUGGUUCCAGCCCAGCACCAUCGCAAGUUGGCUGAAGCAGCGUAACAGAUGGGGGGGGGGGGGGGGGGGGGGGGGGGGGGUUGAAUAAAGGGCUGUGUGGUUUGUUGUGUGGAGGCCUUGAGCAGCUGAACCCUCACUCCUGAAACAGAUGGUAACACAUCUGAUUUUGGUUUUAUUAGCGCUCCUCCUUUUUAAAAAUGACCGUUUCCUUCCUCACGGUGGCUCAUGUGAGAAUUGUACUCAGAUGAAGUCUUGACCUUAUUAGUGCUCAAAGUGUCCUCAGAUGAAUCGAGGUGUAAUGUGGCACGAUACAAACAGAACCGUUAAAAACAGUAACUCUGCAGUGAGAACGGUUUAUCUGCUGCUGUUAUUUACAAAUACUGCUGUUAAUGUUAAGAAUCCCCACUGGGAUUCAUAAAGUAUUCCUAUUCUAUUCCAAACAACAACAUGCAUUAAAAACAGCUCUUAUUGUUUUAUUUCUGUGAAACAGAACAAGGUGUCAGAGUGCAGGUUGUAGAAGAGAGGAUGCUAUUGCAUCCUAGGUUGAAGUAUGUCAUUGUACUAUGAAUAAUAAACUACAAUCCGGUUUGUUUUUGAAAACGAUUUGUCUGAUGUUUAUUAUGUGAAGGUGAAAUUAUCAGAUUGAUCAGGUUCAAUUUAGUUUUGCCUUGGAUCCAAGAAAUGCAACAGUAGGAAAAUUGUCAAUACAUUAAACAGUGUUAAUAUUUUUCAUUUUUGAAAUGCUAUCGUUAGAUCAUAUACGUCAUUUCCUCAAACGCGACUAUAGCAAUUAUAACAGGAUGGGAAGUGGCAAGUGCUGUUAAGCUGUGUUCAAAUGUGUAAUUUUUCUGGCAUUCAUUUACUUUAUCUCUCUACAAUUUAAAUCUGUGUUUUCACAAUAGUUUUCCUUGUUUCCACUGUCCUUGGUGAUUUCAAACUAGUUUGUGGGGAACGAACUAUCAUCACCUUCCCCCGAUGAGGAUAUGAUCUGGAUCUCACUCGCUUCCUCCCGUCUAUUAAAUGGAAUCACAUCACCUGUUUAAUGAGAUGAAGGAAGCUUGUAGCCACGUGGUGAAAAGUGAACUCCACAACAUUGAGUACAGACACAAUCAGUGUCCUCAAUUAUAAAAUUCUUCAACUGAAAUGACUAAUGAAUGUCUCUCCAAGGGCAUCAGUUUUCUUUUAAUACUGGAAACAUGUCAGGUGCUAGGUUUUUUCUUUGACUCUACACCAGCGUCUCUUCUACACGGAUGACUUCUGUGCAUAACGUCCCUUUCAAGAGUAUCUUAAAAGAUCAUCAAGGUCAGUAAAUUUGUAGGCUUCAGUUUGUUUGUGUGACCAUGUUUCAAGUCAUGCUGGACUGGAGGUGAAGCCUCAGAAGUAUUGGUGGAUUGAACUUGUCCCUACAGGACCACAGAAGUCUUUUCAAGAUUAGACUUUUCCAGGUUUGGGCUGCUGGGAGACCUUAUUCAGUGCUCUUUUGUCUCCAACAUCCUUUAUGAACUCGUAAUCCUACAUCAGUGGAACUUCUGUUGUAAGUUCAGCUCUAAUGACUUUUGAAGCAUUUGAAAAUAAAAAUGC
Messenger RNA from Salarias fasciatus (jewelled blenny), 2696 nucleotides. RefSeq names its product sirtuin 4 (gene sirt4). The transcript has 4 exons. Gene Ontology annotation, molecular function: NAD+ binding; histone deacetylase activity, NAD-dependent. The coding region runs from base 72 to 998 and encodes 308 amino acids. The record is from RefSeq and is a predicted model, not a curated record. Lineage: Eukaryota; Metazoa; Chordata; Actinopteri; Blenniiformes; Blenniidae. Gene Ontology annotation, cellular component: mitochondrial matrix.